Saccoglossus kowalevskii is the source of this 1386-nucleotide messenger RNA. RefSeq lists its product as uncharacterized. Gene Ontology annotation, molecular function: protein binding. The record is from RefSeq and is a predicted model, not a curated record. NCBI's taxonomy places the organism in Eukaryota, Metazoa, Hemichordata, Enteropneusta, Harrimaniidae.
GGAGCGAAAUGGCUGCGUUGGAUAGAAAUAUGAAUAGUAACGGUACGUGGAAUGAUGGGGAAGAUCCCAAUGUGAUGAGUGACGGGGAGGACGAUUCUAAGAAAAGAACCAAAAAGAGUGUACGGUUUAUUACACCAAGUCUAGAAAAACUGAAUAAACUUGAUGGUAGUAAACCUCCUAAAAUUCCCAUCAUGCUUGACAUUGGGGAAAGUACUGAUAAUGGUAACUAUGGUAACGAAGCUUCUCAAAACCAGGCAUCAACUGCAAAUGGGUACUUAGGAAACCCUCCUGCUCCCCCUCUUCCAAAUCUUCUCAGUUUCGAAGCAGUUGAAGCGAUGCAGACAGAUUCUGGAAUCAAUUCUCCUCAUGCGUCGCCAUCUAGGGCAACGACAGUUGCUAGGCAACAGGGAACAGUUGACACUGGGGCGCAAUUUAAUGAUGGCAAGGAUAUGGCAGAACGGAUGGAAGGGUUUCAUAUAAGCUAUAGUGAAGAACACUAUAAAGCGAUGCAGGAAGCGUUGAAGAAGCGAUUAAGCCAGCCAAUUGAAACAUAUCCGGAGUUAAAAAUGGAGUGAUUAUGGAAUUUUAAAAUCAAUUUUAACUAUGCAAAAAUAAUAUUCAUUGUAACAUGUAAAUAUUUUUUUGGCAUUCUUACUUGAGCUACGUGCACAGCGCCGCUGACGGUCAGUUAGGAGACGUGCUUGAGCUUUGUACAGGCAACACAGGUGCUAACAACACAAAAUAUCAACCAUUUAUUAUAUUACCAUUAAUCAGUCACACGAAACGAGGUCUUUUCAACGGAAACUUGAAAAUGGCAAUUUCCGAAUUUACAAAUUGAAUCACAUAAAACACAUCGGACUCCUCCAAACAAUAACAUGAAUUAACAUUAUGUGAACUCUUCCUAGAUUUAGUAUUACAACAAAUUGAAAUUACGAAAUAAUAUACAUUUUAUAUCAGGUCAAUUUACAUAUUUGUAAAAUUUAAUAUCAUAUUCGAGUGCCUUGUAUAUAAAUCAGGCAGGUCAUGGGAUUUAUUUUAUACAGCAUUACCCAUAUAUAUAUAUUUCAUAUAUUUCAAAAAUACAUAAUUUUAUGAAUAUGUCAUUUAUAAAUACUACACAUAGAUUGUGAUCACUUGAACUCACUAUUGUUCAAUUUCAGUCAUUUAUUAUAAUGAGACAGUCACGUGAUCUAACAUGCAGAACAAAUUGGCCAUUUAACAAUGUGCUAUCCCGGUUUUCAACCAACCAGGUGAUUAUUGUCUAUAGUAGGCAAAUUUUAGGAUAUACAAUGUUCACAUUGGUUCAUGGUAUUAUUGAAUUAAAAUAUAAAACAUUUCAUUUUUUUAAUUAUUGCAUGUUGCCAUAUUCUCAAAUGAAAUUUAGAG